This is a messenger RNA of Xyrichtys novacula (pearly razorfish), 3742 nucleotides long. NCBI's taxonomy places the organism in Eukaryota, Metazoa, Chordata, Actinopteri, Labriformes, Labridae. The record is from the annotation of a GenBank genome assembly.
UCGUGCAUUUUGCGCACGUAUUUCAAACGACCAGCACCAACUGGCGGAUUUUCUGAAGGAGAGAGCAUUUAAUUCAGCCAGAGCGGUCGUAUACGAGACGAAAGUUAGCUCGACCGCCAAAAGGAGGGAAGCAAAAGUGUAUGGAUAACGAUAUUUACACAAAAACCUAAGGUAAGCUUCUUUAACCUUCGAGUGCUUACUGCUGAAUCUAACGGUUCUCUCAGCAAAGUGCUAACGAGAGCACUACACGGGUAAACUGUUAGUCGACGGACUGUCUUCACGAAGUAAACUUAAACAGAGAUGAAUUUCAGAGUACAUUAUUAUUUCAGUGUGUUUCUGUAGUACUUACUCGGGGACUUGUUCGUCUAAUUCGGGAUUUACUUCAGUUUGUUCAAUUCUGCACUGUAGGCGCGCAAAUGCAGCUCUGUAAUGUUAGCGGGUGCUUUCUGAAAAGUAACAUUUAUUCAGAUAUGUACAUCGGAUAAUGACUUCAAGGCAGUUCUAUCACAGUCAAACACUUCCUAAAAUAGAUGCAUUUAAAGUCUGUAAACUGAAGCUGCUUGUCUGUGAGUGUUCACGUCACUGUUGCCUUUGCGCCAAAUCUCAUCGCGCCAAAAUCGGUUUAAAUAGAGAAAAGUGUUCGGCGGAGAAGAAUUACACCCCCUUCAAAAUGUGCUUUACCACUUUAAUGCAGACUUAACCAUAUGUUAUGUGUAUGUUAAACUUGAGGCAGUCCACUUGUGUUGUCUGAUUGAGGUAACAUUGCUAAGUUUGCUUACAGGAGCCAUGUUAGCUGGCUCGGCUACUACGAAAACGGAUUAAUCUUGAUUUCAUCUCCUGGUUUGUCUUUCUAUCUAGAAAUCCACACACUGCACGGUGUACAUGUUUCACUGGAAGAAAGUCAUCAUGAAAUGCCCCAGCUACGAGGCUCCAAAAGUGAGCAAUAUGGAGAAAAGCUAUGCUACAGAAGCCAAGAUGCUUCACUUCAAAGCCUCCCCCGUGAAAGAGCCCCCACCCAUCAAACCUCAGGGUCCACCUGCAGGACUGACCACUGUGUUGUUCUCGCUCAACAACAACUCCAGAGCAGUCCACAACAAGGAAAACAGCACCAACAAGGAGCAUGACAGAUCCUCAGAUGAUGAAGUGUUUGAGGAUAGUGGUUAUUUGUCUUUGCAUAACAGUCAGAUUAAUGAUCAUCAUGGGGAGGAAGAGGACCACAUCCAGGAGAAACCAACAACCUUGCUUUCUAAUGCUGCUUCACCGAAUAAAAAGACAGUAUCGCCAAAGAAAUCUCCCUCCAAAUGUCUGCUUCGAAGUAGCCGUUCAGUGGCUAGGGUGGCACCGUCCACUCCAGUGGACUGUCAGAGGAGAGCAACCACAUACUCACUAUCAUCCACACCAAAAGACAACCAGGCUGACCCCAACCUGCCAAUACUGAAGUUCCAGCGGGCUGUGUGUGAACAGCUUGCCAAGAGCUAUCAGAAAAAUAAAAGGUAGGAAUACAUCCUUCUUUGGGGUCUUAAUAGCUGCCAAAAUAGAAAAGAAAAUGUGAGUUUUACACUGUGGGUAAUCAAGAAGCAGAAUAAUAAAAAUAAAAAAUUCUACUUGAGCAUUUUAAAUAUAUUCACAAAAGUUUUUUUUUUUUUUUGUCAAAUAGUGUUGAAUCUAAAUUCCUAUUAGGUGAACGAAAUACACCCACACUUGCGUUUCUGUACUAAGUAAAUAAAAAUUGUAUCCUUGUGUUUCAGGUACGACUGGAGCAUUCCCUCACAGGUAGCGGAGGAUCACCUCUUGGAUCGAGUGAUUGGAGGGCAGAUGGGCCUGGAGUUUGUUGAUGUGUUUUCAGCUCUGCUGUCCAGGAACAUGAGGAGCCUCUUGACCAAGAUCCUGGCCAUGCUGAGUGACAUGGAUCUCAUCAGGUAGUCAAAAAAGUUCUGAUCUAUGAGGGGUUUCGUACUUGUAUGAAAUCGAGCAUAUCUAUAGAUCUCUAAACAUGGUUAAGGUUGACCAAUUGAGACUAAUUAAAUCAACAAGAAACCUUGUGAUCAACAAGGCAAGUUAUACAGUAUAACUAAAGGCUAAUAUUUACUGCCUCCACCGCUUUCAUGAAAAAACAAUAAACAUGGGAAGUGGGAUGCUUACAUGUCCAAAAUAAUGUGAAAAUUUAUAGAUUUACAAUUUUACCUGGAAAAUUAAUGUAGAAAUGUGUCCACAAUUCUACCUUCUUUUCAGUUUCUCAUUCUUUUCUCGUGGUCUUGAUUCAAAGGUGUAAGAAGGUGAGCAGAACAUGGAGAAAGAUCAUCUCUGAGGACACAGCCUCUCUAAGCAGGUGUCAGAAAGUCAAGCAGGCAGCUGAGGUAAGAAGAUCAACUACUACAACACACACACACUCGAUCCAGAACAACACUACAAAAUUUGUUGACUUAACUGAUGAUUGAGAUUCUUAACAAGCUUGAGCUCUUUUCAUUUAACCACUGCCACCUUUCUGCUACAUAAGCGGAUGCAUAUGGUGUUCAAACCUUACAGUUUAGUCUUUUAGAUGUCACAAAGUGGAAUACUGCACUGCUUAAAUCUUGGUUUGAAGGUGUUUGUCUGAAAGUUGUACCACACGUUCUUCAUGUUAAAGAUCCCUUUUUAUUCUCUUUCAGGAGUCACAGGGCUGUCCCUCAGAGAAGGGCUGUGGUCUAACCAGAGAUGUGGCUGUGUCCAGGCUGGUGCUGUCCAGCAUGCAGACCCUGGCCUCACCAUCAUCUUCGUCUUCAACGAGCAGCAGAGCCACCAGACAGGCAGCGUCUUCGCAGAAGGGCAGCACACCUGACUCCAAGUGUACACGCUUCAAUGAUUAUGUGCAGGUGAGCUUUAGUGUGCAUAUUGGUGCUGCAAAGAGCAUGCAGAGUAUUUCUUGAUGGACUAAACCAGUAAAUUAUCUCCCUGUGGAUAUUUUGGUCUUUUCAUUGUCAAAGAUGUGCUAUUAUGAUUCAAAUACAAAGUCAUCUGUGGACUGAGAUUUUUCUUUUUUUUUUUUUUUUUUGCCAACUCCAAUGCAUACACUGCAUCAAGUCUUUCCUCUAGUUAACAGAUUUGUUUUCCUCCUUUGUCCAGGCUGCCAACACUCUUAAGCAGCAUGAGUCUCUACGUUCCUGCAAAUGUUGCGGCUCACCAUCCACAUACUCAGCCGAAGCUCGCAGAGCUACGUGCACUCGCCCCAGCUGCCAGUUUGACUUCUGCACUCGCUGUCAGCAGAGUUUCCACGGCUCAACCCCCUGCAGAGAGGUGCAGCCCAGAUCCCACCUCACUUCCUCCAGAUCAACUCAGAUCUUACCAGGCAGUGCUCGCAGCAAGAGGAACAUCCGGCGCCUGUGAGGAGGCUUUAAUGAAGUUUUAAUCACUGACUGUUUUAACUGGAUGGGGCAGUCUUUCCCUCCAUGGCUCAGACAGCUGGGAAAGUUUUUGCACAAGCUUGGCUGGGAGUGGCACCUGCGUGUGCCUGUAGGAAGAAACUGUUACAAACUCUGGCUCGAGCCAACAGAAUAAAUAUGACUGAAGCACUUCAAACACUGCUGGUAUAAUCAACCAGAGAGUGUCAUUUCACUGAAAAAUGUCGCCUGUAAGCGACAAACCCAAAAGAAAACAAAUUGUACAGUUUUACUGAGUUUUAAAAUGAAAUGGAUGUAAAUAUGCUACAUUUUAAUAAAAUGGUUUUUAUUUGUUGUUUUGGAAAUAAAUGUUGAUCCUCAGGUGG